UUUCUUCUUCAUGUCGAUGAACAGCCGCCUUGCAUGUUAGGCAAAGCAGUAACGAUUGCAAAUCAAUGGGUGGCGCCCAUGCACACUAGAAGAAGAAGCCGCUAAAAGAGACAAAGAAGAAAAAAAACGACGAGGGUGAUCUCGAGCAUGAACAAAAUCAAGCGGAAGGAAGUGGUUGUCCCAGUUAGCACGUUGGUUGCAGCGUCGUUUCUUUUCUAUCACGAAUGUAUUUGUUUUCGCUUAACACUGUAAAACCUCGUUUAUUAUGAUUGUUAUCUACUGCCUGGAUAAACUCACUUGAGUGUCCCUCAAGUUAGCUUCGCUUUCAAGGGGCGAACAAAGAGACGCGUCGCGAAAGCCGUGCUCGAGUGUCGGGAUUGUCGAGUGAAAAUGUGCAAAGUGCAAAUGCUGAGAGCGUUGCUAAAUCAGCGACUGAGCGCGGCUGUUGACGAAGUAUUUGAGGUGUUCCAGAGAACGAUAGCGGAGUACGAGGAGGAACUUUGUCGUACUAAAGCGGAGAACGAGCGACAACGUCAACUACUGGACGCUGUUUUCAAGCCUCAGUCUGGAUCAAACACAACAGGUACACAAACAAUGGAGGAUGUUGGUGAAGGGAGAGCUACAAAAAGUGAAGAUGAUGUUCUUCCAGACCAGCAGGCGCGGAGUUCCCGGGAAAAGCCGGCGGACAGAGAGCCCACUUACAUUAAAGAGGAAGAGGAGGAGGCGGCCAUCGCAAAGUUCCCAUUGACCGUCGUCCACAUGAAGAGCGAAGAUGAAGACAAGCCGCACUCCUUGCAGUGUCAGCACAUUGGUAGCGAAGAGAAACUAUCCCGAGCAAGCAGUAACUUAUCUCCACGGUCAGACAGCGACGACACAUCGUCACACUGUCCUGAUGGCGAGGAGUUGAAAGGUGAUGCCAGGUGUCAGACCAACAGUGGACACCUGAAAUGCACAGAUUGCAACAAAACUUUUAGUGACAACUCCACGCUGAAAAGACACCGAAGAUGUCACACAGGAGAAAAACCUUUUGCCUGCUCACUGUGUGACAAAAGGUUCUCUCAGAGGGCAAGUUUGGUGGCUCACACGAGAACGCACACGGGAGAAAGACCAUAUACAUGCUCACUCUGCACCAAAAGUUUCCGCGACAAUUCCGCACUAGCCACGCACAUGAGAACACACACUGGGGAGAAACCGUUCACCUGCCCGUUUUGUGACAAAAGAUUUGCUCACAAGAGCCAUUUGAUAUCGCACACGAGGACACACACUGGGGAAAAGCCUUUCACCUGCUCGGUCUGCAACACGGGUUUUAGGGUGCACUCGGUCAUGAUGAUCCACAUGCGAACACACACCGGGGAGAAACCUUUCGCCUGCUCAGUUUGUGGAAAAAGAUUCACUCAAAAAGGAAGCUUGAUCAUCCACACAAGAACGCACACGGGCGAGAGACCGUACACUUGCUCAAUCUGCAGCAAAAAAUUUCGCGUUAGUUCGGCGCUGGCAUCACACAUGAAGACACACACCGGGGAGAAAGCUUUUGGCUGCAGUGUGUGUGCGAGAAGAUUUACUCACAAGUUUCAACGUGACAGACACAAGUGUGCAGGUGAGAACACCAGUAGUCAGUGAAGGACCGUAAGGAAACGGACAACAUGGCAGUCCCUCAAUUUAUGCUCCUGUUAAUGCUGCAAAUAGGAGAACAAUCCUGAAUAAUUGCUGCACCCCCUGAAAAUGUUCAUCAUUGUCUGUCUUUAUAAAUGUUGAAUCGCUUUAUUAUGGUGGGAGCGGGUCAAUAUAAAUUGACCGAAGGCCUGCGCCAAGUAGAGAUGUUUUCAAAACUCCCAACAGCAUCUACCAGAGGCUGUCAAUGUGAAAGUUGUUGCUUUUUUUCCAUGUUCAGUCUGUCUGCAUGUUCAUGUUACAACUGGAUCAAAAACAUUAAAACAAAAUCAGAUGAAUGCAGAUUGA
Messenger RNA from Hippocampus comes (tiger tail seahorse), 1959 nucleotides. RefSeq names its product zinc finger protein OZF-like. The coding region runs from base 391 to 1620 and encodes 409 amino acids. Lineage: Eukaryota; Metazoa; Chordata; Actinopteri; Syngnathiformes; Syngnathidae. The transcript is spliced from 2 exons. The record is from RefSeq and is a predicted model, not a curated record.